Messenger RNA from Biomphalaria glabrata, 1269 nucleotides. Its product is annotated as probable tRNA N6-adenosine threonylcarbamoyltransferase. NCBI's taxonomy places the organism in Eukaryota, Metazoa, Mollusca, Gastropoda, Planorbidae. The record is from RefSeq and is a predicted model, not a curated record. The coding region runs from base 91 to 1098 and encodes 335 amino acids. The transcript has 12 exons. Gene Ontology annotation, cellular component: EKC/KEOPS complex; cytoplasm. Gene Ontology annotation, biological process: tRNA threonylcarbamoyladenosine modification.
UUAGACUAGACUAUGACACUAUUAUACUAUAGAUGCCGGUAGACAGUCUUGUUCGAGUGUAACAAAAUAAAAAAAAAGGCUUGAAAAAAGAUGGUGAUAGCUAUCGGUUUUGAAGGUAGUGCCAAUAAACUUGGAGUAGGUAUUGUGAAAGAUGGCGUGGUGCUUUCAAAUCCAAGACACACUUAUAUUACACCUCCUGGGCAAGGAUUUCUUCCUAAAGAUACAGCCAAACAUCACAGAGAUCAUGCCUUAGAUGUGUUGCAGGCAGCACUUGAAGAAGCCAAAAUAAAACCUGAUGAGAUUGAUGUUAUAUGCUACACAAAAGGUCCUGGCAUGGGGGCGCCAUUGGUUUCAACAGCACUUGUGGCAAGAACUGUGGCGCAAUUAUGGAAGAAACCAAUCAUUGCAGUCAACCAUUGCAUAGGUCACAUAGAAAUGGGUCGACUGAUAACUGGUGCAGUCAACCCAACAGUGCUGUAUGUCAGCGGUGGAAACACUCAGGUUAUUGCUUAUUCUGAAAAACGUUACAGAAUAUUUGGUGAAACCAUUGAUAUAGCAGUAGGAAAUUGUUUAGAUAGAUUCGCAAGAGUUUUAAAACUCUCCAAUGAUCCAAGUCCAGGUUAUAAUAUAGAACAAUUAGCCAAAAAAGGGAAAAGGUUUCUUGAAAUGCCGUAUGUAGUGAAAGGAAUGGAUGUUUCAUUUUCUGGACUUUUAUCUUACAUAGAGGAAAAGGCUCCUUUACUUCUAGAGACCAAUGAAUAUACUCCAGAAGAUCUGUGUUUUUCUUUACAAGAAACUGUAUUUGCAAUGUUAAUUGAAAUAACAGAGAGGGCGAUGGCUCACUGCGGAUCACAGGAAGUUUUAAUUGUUGGAGGUGUUGGAUGUAAUAAGAGAUUGCAGGAUAUGAUGGACAUCAUGGUCAAAGAAAGAGGCGCCACUCUGUAUGCCACGGAUGAAAGAUUUUGUAUAGACAAUGGAGCUAUGAUUGCUCAGGCUGGAUGGGAAAUGUUUAAAACAGGACUGGUCACACCUUUACAGGAAACUACUUGCACACAAAGGUACAGAACAGAUGAGGUUGAAGUAACAUGGAGAGACUGACACAUCUAUUUAUAUAUAGAUAGAUAUGGGAACACAUGGCAGCAGAUCUUGUACAAUAGAAAAGUGAUGGACUGGAUGGAGAUAUUUGUCUUCAAUUUAGUCUAUAAUAAUCAUUGUAAUUAUUAAUUUGUAUAAACAAUGUUUUGAAAAAUAAAGAAAAUAUUUAAAGAA